Messenger RNA from Rosa rugosa (rugosa rose), 851 nucleotides. RefSeq lists its product as uncharacterized. Lineage: Eukaryota; Viridiplantae; Streptophyta; Magnoliopsida; Rosales; Rosaceae. Bases 7 to 825 code for a protein of 272 amino acids. The transcript has a single exon. The record is from RefSeq and is a predicted model, not a curated record.
AUCUGAAUGGCCGCUCUAGAAGAAGACCAAGACGACGUCGUUAUAAACCCCGCCACAAUGCUCCUCCGCGACGACGACUCCUACGAGGUCAAGAUGGCGGAGAGCGAACAGCUCCGGCAGCAUUCUCUGCCUUCGAUCGAGUCCACAAUCGUCACCAGGCAGCUCCCCUCGCAAGGUCUCUCCUUUCAGCUCUGGCCGGCGGCCACCACGCUCCUCACUCUCCUCGACGACCACCGCCGUGACCCCACCACGAGCCCCCUGGGCCCCACGCUCUCGGCGUUGGAUUCCGGCCGGAGACUCAAGAUCCUCGAACUAGGUUCUGGAACCGGCCUCGUCGGAAUAGCCGCCGCCGCCACGCUCGGCGCGUGCGUCACGGUGACGGACCUCCCGCACGUCGUCGACAACCUAAAGUUCAAUGCGGAACUAAACGCCGCCGUUUUGGGGGGGAGCGGCGGGAGUGUGAGAGUGGCGGCGCUGAGGUGGGGAGAGGCGGAGGACGCGGAGGCAAUAGGGCGCGAGUUUGAUAUUGUAUUGGCGUCGGAUGUAGUGUAUCACGACCACCUCUACGAGCCGCUGCUCAAAACGCUGUCGUUUCUGCUGUUGGGGGAGGGCGGCGUGGUGUUUGUGAUGGCCCACUUGAGGAGGUGGAAGAAGGAGUCGGCCUUCUUCAAGAGGGCCAGGAAGCUUUUUGAGGUUGAGCUCUUGCACGUGGAUCCUCCGUGCCAGGGAUCGAGGGUGGGAGUUACUGUUUACCGUUUUACCGGGAAGCCAAGUAAGAAAUUGUUGAAUGGUGUCUCAGUGAACAAUGUCAAUGGCAUUCUCUAACAAUCAAUAUCAAAUUAAUGCUUGGA